AUGAUACCCCUCAUCCUUUACGACUUCCCCUCCAAGCUCGAAGGGAAUCAUUGGUUCGCCCUGGGCUACAAGAAUCUUCCGUUCCGGGUAGAAUGGGUGGAGUACCCAGAUCUCGCUCCGAGAAUGAAGGAGAUCGGAGCCAAACCAAGCAAGCGACUGGAUGGCACAGAAAAGUAUACCCUACCUGUUCUAAGUGACCCGAACACCGGUGCGCUGGUCACCGAUUCUUUGGAGAUUGCCGAGUACCUUGAGAAGACAUACCUUGAUAAACCCAUAUUCUCCAACAAGAGCAAAGGCCUCAUUCGCGCUUUCGACAGCGUAGUCAUCAACCUACUGCGGGCCGCCUUCAAAUUUCCUAUCGUUCGCACAAGCGAGAUCUUGAACGCGCGCAGUGCGGAAUACUACAUCGCCACAAGGGAGAUAAUGUUUGAAGAAAAAUUUACCGAACUCUCUGCAGAAGGGCUAAAACGCGAGGAGCACUGGACUAAUCUUGAGCGGAUGUUCAACACUAGUCAGGAAUGGUACGACAAGGAAGAGGGAAAGUGGUUGAUGGGAGACGUCUUUUCCUACGCAGACAUUAUCGUUGCAGCUAUCCUCUUUUGGCUCAAGAGGGUAUUGCACGACAAUGAGUGGGAGAAAAUUGCGAGCUGGCAUGAUGGAAAGUGGGCCAAGCUGCUUGUUGAUGUGGAGAAAGAAUGUAAUGGUGUUUAG
Messenger RNA from Pisolithus orientalis, 711 nucleotides. RefSeq lists its product as uncharacterized. Bases 1 to 711 code for a protein of 236 amino acids. The transcript has 2 exons. The record is from RefSeq and is a predicted model, not a curated record. Lineage: Eukaryota; Fungi; Basidiomycota; Agaricomycetes; Boletales; Pisolithaceae.